This is a messenger RNA of Sus scrofa (pig), 3503 nucleotides long. It is a transcript of the gene SLC40A1, whose product is annotated as solute carrier family 40 member 1. Gene Ontology annotation, molecular function: peptide hormone binding; iron ion transmembrane transporter activity. NCBI's taxonomy places the organism in Eukaryota, Metazoa, Chordata, Mammalia, Artiodactyla, Suidae. Gene Ontology annotation, cellular component: basolateral plasma membrane. The record is from RefSeq and is a predicted model, not a curated record. Gene Ontology annotation, biological process: iron ion transmembrane transport.
GGGCCGGGCCCGCGGCGGCGGCGGCAGCGGCGGCGGCACAGGGCACCCGACGCGGUUCGGACGCCUGUUGAGCCUCCCACCCGCCUCCAUAAGGCUUUGCCUUUCCAACUUCAGCUACAGUGUUAGCUAAGUUUGGAAAGAAGACCUAAAGAAGACCCCGGGGCCGUUUUCCUUUUUUUGUUUUUGCUACAGUUGUCUCGGUCUUUUUGCACAAAGCUGUUGUGUUUUCAGAGGUGCUCUCUUCAGUUCCUUGCAUUCCUGCUAACAAGCAUCUCCGCAAGAGCAACAGCGGCAGCGGUAGCAGCAAAAGAACGAGUGGGGGUCGCCUUGUGUCAUGACCAGGGCAAGAGAGCAAAACCGCCAGGGAGGAUGCUGUGGAUCCUUAGCAAACUACCUGACCUCUGCAAAAUUCCUUCUCUACCUUGGUCAUUCUCUAUCUACUUGGGGGGAUCGGAUGUGGCACUUUGCAGUGUCUGUGUUUCUGGUGGAGCUCUAUGGAAACAGCCUUCUCCUGACUGCAGUCUAUGGGCUGGUGGUGGCAGGGUCUGUUCUGGUCCUAGGAGCUAUCAUUGGUGAUUGGGUGGAUAAGAAUGCCAGACUUAAAGUGGCCCAGACGUCACUGGUCAUCCAGAAUGUUUCGGUCAUCCUGUGUGGAAUCAUCCUGAUGAUGGUUUUCCUACAUAAAGAUGAGCUUCUGACCAUGUACCAUGGAUGGGUUCUUACUUCCUGCUAUAUCUUGAUCAUCACUAUUGCAAAUAUUGCAAAUUUGGCCAGUACUGCUACUACAAUCACAAUCCAAAGGGAUUGGAUUGUUGUUGUUGCAGGAGAAGACAGAAGCAAAUUAGCAGAUAUGAAUGCUACAAUACGAAGGAUUGACCAGUUAACCAACAUCUUGGCCCCUAUGGCUGUUGGCCAGAUUAUGACAUUUGGCUCUGCAGUCAUUGGCUGUGGUUUCAUUUCGGGAUGGAAUUUGGUAUCCAUGUGUGUGGAAUACUUUCUGCUCUGGAAGGUUUACCAGAAAACCCCUGCUCUAGCUGUGAAAGCUGUUCCUAAAGUAGAGGAAACUGAGUUGAAACAGCUGAAUUUAUACAAAGAAACUGAGCCAAAACCCUUGGAGGGAACUCAUCUAAUGGGUGAGAAAGACCCUGACAUCCACGAGCUUGAAAAUGAGCAAGAGCCCAGCUGUGCCUCGCAGAUGGCUGAGCCCUUCCGCACCUUCCGAGAUGGAUGGGUCUCCUAUUAUAAUCAGCCGGUGUUUCUGGCGGGCAUGGGUCUUGCUUUCCUCUAUAUGACUGUCCUUGGCUUUGAUUGCAUCACUACAGGGUACGCCUACACUCAGGGGCUGAGCGGGUCCAUCCUCAGCAUUUUGAUGGGAGCAUCAGCUGUAACUGGAAUAAUGGGAACUGUGGCUUUUACGUGGCUGCGUCGAAAAUGUGGCCUGGUUCGGACUGGUCUGAUCUCAGGAUUUGCACAGUUUUCCUGUUUGAUCUUGUGUGUCAUCUCCGUGUUCAUGCCUGGAAGCCCCUUGGACUUGUCUGUUUCUCCUUUUGAAAAUAUCCAUUCUAGGUUCAUUCAGACAGAGCCACUUUCAAUUACACCUACAAAAAUACCUGGACUCAUCUCUACAACUGAUAUGUACAUGUCAAAUGGGUCUGAUUCUGCUAGUAUUGUCCCUGAGAUGAGCCCUAAACCUGUGCCUAUAAUCUCUGUCAGUCUGCUGUUUGCAGGCGUCAUUGCUGCUAGAAUCGGUCUUUGGUCCUUUGAUUUAACUGUGACACAGCUGCUGCAAGAAAAUGUCAUUGAAUCUGAAAGGGGCAUUAUAAAUGGUGUACAGAACUCAAUGAACUAUCUUCUUGAUCUUCUGCAUUUCAUCAUGGUCAUCUUGGCUCCAAAUCCUGAAGCUUUUGGCUUGCUCGUAUUGAUUUCAGUCUCCUUUGUGGCAAUGGGUCACAUCAUGUAUUUCCGAUUUGCCCAGAAAACUCUGGGCUCCCGGCUUUUGGUCUGUGGUCCCAAUGACAAAGAAGUUACGGAUGAACAUCAAACUAAUACAUCUGUUGUGUAAGACAGUUUAACUGUUGCUAUCCCUGUUACUAGAUUAUGUAUACAUGUGCUUAUUUUGAACUUCAGAAUUCCAAUAAAUGGCUGGGUGUCUCUCUCUGGUUUUAUCACAGCUAUACCCUGAGGGCUAAAAGCUCUUUAGGAAAACUUAAGCCAGAAGAAAUGAGCUGGUUAAUUUCCGUUAUAUUUAAGGAUAGAGAACAAUAGGGAAAGAAAAACUCAGUUUAAAGAUGGAGAAUAAAAUAGUAACACUGCCUUUUCCUUAUUUCUCACGAGUAUAAGACUUUACGUGAAAGGGUGGCUAGUCACGUGAAUUAAGCUAUUCUUUGGCAGAUAUUUAUUAUCUGUACUAGAAUUAGAUAUAUCGGUUUUCCCUAAAACCCCCUCUUGUUCAAGUCUAGCUAAUUCACUUUUAAAAAUCUUUGUCUCAGUUGUCUCAUAAAAACACAUUUUCUUCCAAGUGUGAAGAUUAAAGUUUGAUAACCAGUAUUAUUCUUAUUGAUCCUGUUGAGCUUAAGGGAUUUACUUCUAUGUGGAAAAACGAAAUGCUUAACUAGAAUUCCCUGAUAGGGUUUGUGGUUUAACUUUAGAGAGCACCUUCAUAUUUUUAUUAUCAGAUAGGGCAAAAUAUUGUAUUAAGUAUAUGAAGCACUUCAUAAAAUGGCUGUCACAUAAGCUGCAGGUAGAAGCAAAGCUAUAGAGUAGAUUUAUAACACAGUAAAUGCAUGAGGACUUCAAACAAGCCAGUAGUUUGGCCACAGAAACCAGAAGUUAAAAGCCACACGGAAGGGCAAGUUUGUAAUUUAACCCAUACGGCUAUCCUUAAUAAGUUCUACCUUAGAAUAGUGAGGGAGUAAGCCUUCAGCCUGGCAAGUAAAAUGUUGCAAGUAAGCCCAUACCUGGAAAGGUUUUGCUUUAUAAAGCAGUUGAUUUAAUAUGCUCCAGUAGAGCAUUUUUACUUUUACUGUUUUGUAGCCAGGAGUUAUUUUUAACUAGUCAUUUUUAACAUGAUCUAGUUGUAGAGCAUGACUGUUCAUAAAUGUAUCCCUUUCAGAUGUCUUUGAGAAGAAUAGAGGUGGGAAAAAACCCUUUGUAUAUUUUUAAAAACUGUUUUACAAGUCAUUUUGCAACAUGCCAGUACCAACGGGGUACUUUGCCUUAACCGUUCAUGCACUUUCAUGGAGACUGCAAUACGUUGCUAUGAGCACUUUCUUUAUCCUUGAGGUUUAAUCUUUUUCUUCUUUCUACAGUAUGACAUAAUGAUUUGCUAUGUUGUAAAAUCUUUGUAAAAUAUUUCUAUAUAAAAACAUUUUAAAAAAAUCUUGAUUUCUUUUUCCUGAAUUGCAUUCCCCACUUUUUCAAUAUUGCUUUUGUUACAGAACAUCUAUUUUGAGUAAUGUAUUUUGUUUUUUGCUCUAUAAAGGACUACAGUUUCAUAAUAAUUC